AUGCACAAGGCCCUAGGGAAUGUGACGGGCAUGGAGAACAAGUGCAGUUUCUCUCCCUUGAACAAAGACCCUGAAACUAUCUCCUUGGUUUGCAUGUUAAAAGAGGUGGAAACAGUCACUCUUACAGUGCUUGAAUCUUUGUUGUCCUCAAUAGCAGGGGCAGCAGCAAGAUCUAAACCAAGUAGCUGGUCUUUGGUCUCAAAACUGAUCCACCACAAGUGUGUCGCUUGCGAGGAAGCAGCAGGAUAUCUUAGUGAAUUUGAAAAGGUGGAUAGUUCAUUGUGCACACUCAUUGGCCACAAGACCAAAUCUGUUAACCAGAUGCCUCUUGAUAAUGUACAAAAUGUAUUAGAGAAAUUGGAAUCAAGUAUUGAAGAUCUUGAAGAAGGGAUAGAGUUCCUAUCAAGGCAUUUAAUCAAAACCAGGGUGUCUCUCCUCAACAUCCUCAACCACUAG
Messenger RNA from Vitis vinifera (wine grape), 456 nucleotides. RefSeq lists its product as uncharacterized. Gene Ontology annotation, biological process: root development; shoot system development. The transcript has a single exon. The record is from RefSeq and is a predicted model, not a curated record. NCBI's taxonomy places the organism in Eukaryota, Viridiplantae, Streptophyta, Magnoliopsida, Vitales, Vitaceae. The coding region runs from base 1 to 456 and encodes 151 amino acids.